AUGCAACAAUUUAAACUAGCCUUUGUGCUGGUCCUAUGUCUGGCGCUGCAAUCCAUGGUUGAGGCGAAACUGAGCUUCUCGCCUGGUAAUAGACGACAAGCUGCAGCAUCAGUGGGUCGUCAUGAAAAUGUCAAGGCUGAAGGCCGUUUUACUAGUCAAUUCAUAAAUCAGUUGAAUACGUUAAAAGGCGGUACGUCUUCAAGCACUUGCCCGCCUAGCACAACCACAAUAACAUAUCCUCAGUAUACCUCAACUCCGACUUCUACGAGUACAUCACCUACCACCACGUCUCCAACAUCUCCAACAUCUACAUCAACAAGUCCCACAGCCACUUCUACCUCGCCAGUAACCUCAACGAAUACGUCAAGAUCAGCGCCGCAAUUUUUCAGAAAUAGUUUCAAUGAUUUAGAUGAUGAGGACGAUGAUGAUGAUGAUUUGUUUUUGGGCCAGAAUUUUGCUAACAACUGGGUUAAUAGCAACAUAGAUGACGGUGAUGACGAUGAUGAUAAUAAUGACUUGGCAAGUACCGAUGAGCAGAAUAUGAUCAAUGGUCGCCGCCAUAAUGAAUUGGGACGCGCUGCACGUGCAAAUCCCAGCCAAUGGCAAUUGCAACAACUACGCCAGCGUAAUCGUCGUCUAAGGCAACAACAAAGGAGGCGUACGCAAACACGUCGCAAGCAACAAAUGCAACGUCGUCGUAACAGGCAACGUCAAUCGAAUCAGCGUCGUCGCCGCCAGCAGAAGGCCAAGAAUGCGCGCAGACGCAGAGAAAUGCGUCGACGAAAUAUGAGACGACAAAGAAAGGCAGCUGUACGUCAUAGGACUGCAAAUAAUCGUCGUUUGAGACGCUUCAUGCAGAACGGCAAGACUGUUCCAGAAUCUGGUAGUGAACAAAGUUACCAAUUGUUCAAUAAACAACGCACACAUCGAGGUAGACGCGCUCAUGAUGAUGUUGGUAGUGGACGCUCUAUUUCACCGGAUUUAAUCAAUAGAUUUAAUGCAUUGAAAAAUCCCUCAUCUGGAACUACAGUGAUCAUUACAUCGCCAACCACUACUACCAUUACGCUCUCGCCGACAACAACUUCACCCACCACAACAUCACCGACUACAACGACAUCUCCUACUACUAGUCCAACAACUACCACUAACACUACCAGCCGUGCUUUCGUCGGCUACGCUAAUCUUGAUGAUGAGGACGCUUUUGAAAAUGAUGAGGAUGAUUCACCUAUAGCAUUACAGCAACUUAACAGAUAUUCCAUUGAUAAAUAUCGCGAUGAGGAAGAUGUCGAGGAUGAUGUAGCUAUUGCAGACACUGCUGUUGAGUAUGGCCGCGCAGCACGUGCCCGCCCUUUGAAUCGGCGUCGUCGCCAGCAACGUCGUCGUCAGCAACAACGUAGGCGUCGCCGUCAAGCCAUGCGCCGGCGUCAACGUCUACAACGUCUACGUCGUCAACAGCGCCGUCGCAACCAGCAGAGAAGACGUAAGGCUGGUAGCCGGCAGUCAGUACGACGCGGUAAUGGCGGCAGGAACCGUCGUCGCAGACGUAUUGUACGUGUAAAUGUGUAG
Ceratitis capitata (Mediterranean fruit fly) is the source of this 1566-nucleotide messenger RNA. RefSeq lists its product as uncharacterized. Bases 1 to 1566 code for a protein of 521 amino acids. Lineage: Eukaryota; Metazoa; Arthropoda; Insecta; Diptera; Tephritidae. The record is from RefSeq and is a predicted model, not a curated record. The transcript is spliced from 3 exons.